AUGGCCUCGUCUCCGAAUUUUGAUUUAAUCGAACGAUUGGAAAUUAGUUUCAAAGAUACAACGGCUCUAAGUUCAUUAUGCAAACAUAUAGCUUCCGAAAUAGAAUCAGGUUCUAUGAAACUAUGCACAUUUGUGGAGAUACUAGGUUCUUACAUGACAGACCAAAAUGUUCUCACAAGGGAAAAAGGGGUUACGGCACUGUCUACUGUCUUAUCCCAUUUAUCCCAAGAUUAUCUUACUGAAUCAGAAUUACAUUUUAUUACAAUGUUUUACUGCGACCGGAUGAAGGAUCAUUAUAGUAUUAUACCAUCUGUACUAAAUGGUAUUCAAGCAAUUGUGACUAUGAGUCAUUUGCCUGAAGACGCAUCACAGUCCUUGUUAAGAAUUAUGUUUGAGCAUGUUCAGUGUCAAUCUCAGCUGUUACCUGAACGUCGUAAAAUAUAUCUAAUACUUAAAAAUUUAAUAGACACUAGGUCAGAUAAUUUGAGAUCUAUGGGUUCAGAUUUAAUUUAUGGUAUUAUAAGCUCUAUGGAUGGUGAAAGAGAUCCAAAUAAUCUCAUGUUACUGUUUAAUAUGCUACCACGUUUUAUAAAAGAAUUUCCAUUAGGUCAUUUAACUGAAGAAAUGUUUGAAGUUAUGGCAUGCUAUUUUCCAGUUGAUUUUAAUCCUUCUGGUAUGGAGGCUCUAAAUGUAACACGAGAAGAUUUGGCAGAAAAAUUAGCACCUUGUUUAUGUGCCGUUCCAGAGUUUGCGAAUUAUUGUUUACCUCUUAUAAUUGACAAAUCAUGUUCUACUCUCACUGUUGCUAAACUGGAUUCCUUCAACCUAUUACGUGAAAGUGUUCAAACGUUUGGGUUAUCAAAAAUAGAAUCAUAUUUACCUGACCUAUGGGCAGUUUUGAAGAAGGAAGUAAUGCCAGGAAGGGACAUUGAAACAAGAGACGCUGCUUUACAAGCAAUGACGUCUUUAAUUAAAGUUAUAUCAGUCGAUGAGACUGUUUGCAAAAAUUUUAUUGACAAAAUAAUCACUGAUCUAAAAUGGUCGUUAUGCGAUGUGCAACUGAGUUUAUAUAGACCUGCCCAAACGCUAUUGGAAACAAUAGCUGCAAUUAACAAAACGAUAUGUGUACAAAUCUUGAAAGCUGUAAUACCUCUGUGUAUUGGACAAUAUUCUACAAAGACUUCGUUAAACGACAAAAUUGUAUUGAUAGAAACAUUAAACAAUUUCAUGAAGAUAUCUUCCGAUCAUGACAUUUACAUUCAAGAUAUUCCAGAAUUAUCAUGGACAAAUAUAUCUCAAAUGUAUUUAGAUAGCUUGACAGCAGAAAGUAUUGAAUUAAAAAGUAAAAUAUUCUUUGGUUUAACAAUUCAAAAGAUGCGUUUAAACGACGUGCAACGUUCUAUAUUAUACAAUGCAAUAUGCAAUGAAAUUGAAAAAGGAUGCGAUAAAAUACAAAUUAUAUGUCAUACAACUAUUAUAGACUUUGCUGUGUUAUAUCUUGAAGAAAUAUCAAUGUUAGUUAAAGAGAGAUUAUUGUCCAACAUAGAUGAAACGGAAAUAGAAUUACUGAAACGUAGAAUAAAAGCUUUAUCAGCAAUUGCAAAAAUACGUGAACUAGGCUGUGUGAUACUUCCAAAAAUUGUUACAAUGAUAACAAAUACUGUUAAUACUGAUAUAUGUAUUACGACUUUACUGAAUAUCCAGAAGUUAAUUGGUUUAAAGAAAUCUGAUUACAAUAUACAUCAAUUUCUGUAUAAGGAAUGCCAUAUUAUUGAUAAAUUAAUUUUAUAUGAGACAAAUGUUGUCGAUUAUAAAAAGUUAAUAUCUAAUAUAUGCCAGUUAAUUAUACGAAAUAUAACAAUCGAAGAACAACGUGCAAUUGUAGCGAAAUACACUACAGCUUUGAAUACAAAAAAUCCUGAAACUGAUGUAACUAUAAUGAUGAAUCUUUUCAUUUCUUUACGGAAAGAUAUCGAUCUAAAUAUAAAUAAUAAUAUGGUGGAAAAUUUGUAUAAUCUAGCAACUAACAAUUGUAAUCUGGAUAUAAGGCAAACAAGCUGUAAAUUUCUAUCUGUGUUACUAAAUAAAAUGAAAGUGUCAGAGCUUGAUAGAAUUGUGUCUUGUUUAGAAGAUAAAAUAAAUAAUAAUUUAAAUGCAAACAAUGACAUUAAAUUGAAACAACAUACAGUUAACUUUCAAAUUUGGAUGACUAAAGCACUUAUCAUGAGAGGAUACGCAAAAUCUCAAUACUUUCUGGAAAAUCUUACACACUUAUUAAGUCACGAUGAACUAGGUCAAUUUAUAGGUGAACAAUAUCAAAUUUUAGUAAAUAAAUAUGAGGAUAUUUUGAUAACAGAAAAUUUCUGCAAUGUAAAAAUUUUUUACAAACAAAGAGUGUUUGAAUAUUUGUUGCGGCAAAAUAUUAAUUUUAAAAACAUGUCAAGACAGAAUUAUCUUAUCGCUUUAGUACAUUUACUAGAACAAAUACCUGAAGAAUUAUUAUUUUUGCAUUUAACAAAGUUGGUGCCACUGUUGAUCGAGUCUCUUUCUCUUAGUAAUGAGUAUUUAGUUCUCUGGACAUUGAUGUCAUUUAAACUAUUACUUGAUACUAAACAUGACGUAUUUUCUGAUAAUUUACAAUGUAUUAUACCGCGGCUUAUGCAACUAUCAACGCAUCGGAUUAUGGGUGUUAGAAUUGCGGCCCUAGAAUGUCUAGCGCAUUAUGCUAAUUAUCCAACUAUUCUAAUAAACCCGUACAAGCAAACUGUGUUAGAUAAAUUGGGGAUAAUAAUCGACGAUCGCAAACGCUUAGUUAGGAAGGCUGCAGUGGAUGCGAGAACACGAUGGUACUUAGUGGGUGCAUCUGAAGAACAGUCAAAGGAAUGAACGAUAUCACAGUUCGAUUCUGUAUAAAUACAUCUCUAACGUGAUUUUAUAUAUAUUUUUUGCCUUACUUUUAUAUACAUUGUGAAAAAUGUAAAUUUCUCACCAAAUAUCAACAUAUUAUAUCUAAA
Messenger RNA from Monomorium pharaonis (pharaoh ant), 3014 nucleotides. RefSeq names its product MMS19 nucleotide excision repair protein homolog (gene Mms19). The record is from RefSeq and is a predicted model, not a curated record. Gene Ontology annotation, cellular component: cytosolic [4Fe-4S] assembly targeting complex. Bases 1 to 2886 code for a protein of 961 amino acids. The transcript has 9 exons. NCBI's taxonomy places the organism in Eukaryota, Metazoa, Arthropoda, Insecta, Hymenoptera, Formicidae. Gene Ontology annotation, biological process: iron-sulfur cluster assembly.